GCUACAUGUGAAACACAGACACACCAUUUCAGAAGAGUGAGAAAAUGAAUGGCUGCUGAACCACUCGGCUUGAGAUUUAUGGCUGAAUGAGAUGUCUCAGUAGGUCAGGUUUGAGGUGCUGUCGGAGAUGCCAUGGAUACCCAUGCCGUUCAUGCAACACAGCUGUUUCUGGGGAAAGACUUUGAACAAAUAGCAGAGUCCAGGGCGGAGAAACACCAACACUUGCGAGAACGCAACAAUGUGACUUCCUGUCGCAGCCCCACAAGAGAACAUGGUGCAAGUGUCAUCAAGAAUGAACUCAAGGAAAAGAGGCAGCUGGAGUUCAUGAGGAGGAGAUCAUUCAGCCCAGACCUGUGUGGUCUGAAGUCUGCAGGCCAGUCUUCCAAAAGAAGACGUUCACCAAAGACCCCUUUAGUUAAAUAUAGCAGCUCACAGAUGCUUCAUGCAAAUAUUCCCAAUACUCCCUCUGGUAAUCAACAUCCAGCUGUGACAUCACCACCAAACACAUGUGUAACUGAUGAGCCAAGUGGCAGUAAAUGGGUUGCAUUUUGGUCAGAAGAGGCAACGCUGACGAGAACGGAAAAGAACCACGCAAAGAAACAAGCAUCUACCGCGAUACAAGUGGAGCCAAAGCAGCAUGGACCGAAGAGCACAGACACAAGAGGUAAAUGUGUUAAUGGUCAAAUGUCAAAACUAAACUCAUUCAUCCAAGCUGCAAAAACUGAAAUAUUUUCAGUUCAAACUGAAAGUACUUUCCGUAAAAACACAUGUCGAGAGGUCGCUGUGCAGACAGAAUUUGGCUUCAUCGCCGUCAAGGAGUCAGACAUCCAACAGUUAGCUGACUGCUUGCAGGAGGCUUUGUGGAGAGAGGAGGCAGUAAAGAAGAAGCUGGCAGCCCUCCAGGAAAGCGUUUCAAACCUCAUAAACUCCUCAAACAACAUAUGGACAGCUCGCUGCAGUGAAGAUCUGCUGAGAAACAAGAUCAAUGCGCUGGAGGCGCAGCUGCAAGUGUGUCUACAGAAGUUUUCUAAAGAUGGAGUGAAGAAACUGGCCGUGCAGAUGGAGAAGCAGAAGCUGAUGUAUGAGGAGAAGGCCCUGGUUGCUCUGCAGAAGGCGACACAGGAGAAAAUGGAGGCGCUCAGCAAGGCAGAGACGCUGCAGGAGGCUCUAAUCUGUGCACAGGCAGAGACACUGAGGUGGCAGAGUCUGUAUGAGGAGCAGAAGAUGACCACUGGACAGCUCAAAAAGAAUCAAAACAUCAGCCUGGAGCAGUUGCAGCAGCUGCACAGCCAAAUGGAGAUGACACAAGCCAGAGGGGCAGAGCUGAGGGAGGCGCUUUCAUCAUUAAAACAAGAGAAGAAGGCACUACAAUACACCAUUUUCCUCCUCGAAGAGGAUAAUCAGAUUUUAAGAGACCAAAUCCAGAACUUUAGAGAUGGCAGCAAAGAGAGUGAGGACUUUGUGGUGGAGGACACACAGACCCAACUCACCAUGCAAAAAGACUCUCAGGUGGAAGAGCAGCUACGGAACACACAGGAGAAGCUGCAACUCAAAGAGAGAGAGUGUGAGGAGCUGCAGAUGGAGCUGCAUGCCAUGGAGCAGGAGUGUCAGUCCACUCAGGUCCGUCUGUCGCAGUGCAGGGAAGAGCUCCGGCAACGCAGCCAUCCCCGCAGCAAACCAACGCUGUGUGGUUCCUGGUGGAGGGUGGUGGUGCUCUUCCUCCUUCUCAUUGCUCUUGCAGGAGCUGCCAUGCUGUGGUUGUGGCAUCCCCCUUUCAGGGAGCAAGUUGAAGACCUGUAUGCUGACAUAGAGAAACGCGUCAAAGACUAUCUCUUGACUAUGGCGUGUCCUCAACACUCGGGAUGUUUCAGACCAAUAUGAUAACAUUGCUGCUCAGGACAAAUUACUUUUAUUAUUUUUUAUUUAAACUUGUGCUAUGUAUUCCUAAAUGACUUAACGUUCUCAACAUUUGUGAUUUGAGCUCAAACAUUUUUAUGGUAACAAUGUGUCUGCCUACAGAGGCCACACUGUACUGUACAUCUCUGCACCAAGUUCAAAUACAAGUGCACAUGUCCUGUGACAAUAUUUGCAGUUACUGGAAACAGUAAACUCUGUGGUGCAACAGCAACAGAUCAAUAAUAUUUUAGAAACUAGUCAAUUAUUCAUUUCAAUAUAAUAUUUUGCUGAAUAUUUUGAUGUAGAAAUAAAGCGGACCUUGAAAUGUGAA
Molecule: messenger RNA, 2227 nt
Organism: Thalassophryne amazonica
Lineage: Eukaryota; Metazoa; Chordata; Actinopteri; Batrachoidiformes; Batrachoididae
Product: TRAF3-interacting JNK-activating modulator
Exons: 14
Coding region: 133-1881 (582 amino acids)
Source: RefSeq, a predicted model, not a curated record